Cladocopium goreaui is the source of this 2097-nucleotide messenger RNA. NCBI's taxonomy places the organism in Eukaryota, Dinophyceae, Suessiales, Symbiodiniaceae. The record is from the annotation of a GenBank genome assembly.
AUGGCCGUUCCGUCUCCAUCCCCGUUGCAGCGUGGGAAAUCCGGCAUCUUGUCAACCCCAGAAAAAGAAGGUCGCUUUCCUGAGACCCAGAAGGUUUCGAGUCCAGUUGUUCCCAAGCCUUUGGAGGAACACUUUGAGGAAAACAAGGUUUCAAAGACUUUGCCACCUUUUCCUGUGGCCCUGCCUAAGCCUGCACCACAGCAGAUGCCACCCCCAGCUGGGCCCCCUCCGCUGAGUCAGGGGGCGAUAGACCGUCGCAUCCGACGGGCGAUGGAGCCCAAUGCAAAGGGGGAGUUUAAGGUGAGCUCAGAGGUUCGAAAGCUUUGGGAAGAAGGGAGCCGGGAGAAAGUGUUUCGGCUGUUCGCUGAUUUUGGCGGUGCCGAUGUUGUCCCUGGCGACGAAGAUGGUGGUUUGCCACCUUCGGCACAGGAGACAAUGAAGUUGUUGAAGCGGCUGGGGUACCCGGAAGUCCAGGACACCACCAAACCCUCAGCCCUGCUUACGAAAGUCAGCACAGCCUUGACGAAGCGCAUGGGGAAGUUGGAAGAAGUGAAAAAACUCUUUGCGGCGGGAGGUGACUCAGCCCUUGUCCGCAAGAUGUGCGACAAGCUGGAGGAAGUGUAUGCCAAGCUGGAUUCGCAGAGUGAGGCUCUUUCGGCUGAAGCCAAUGCUGGCAUUCUGGAAGGCUUCACCCAAGAGAAGGAGACCGCCUUGAAAGAUAUGGUGGACAGUGCCCGAAGCGCGCUAGGCCCUCAUAUGUCCACUGCACUGCUUACAGGUAAAAAGCUUUGCCCUCAGUUGCUUUUGAGGUUGCUGGAAGCUUUCAAUUUGGAGUCAAGAGCCAGGAGCAUCGCGCCCAAAGCGGUGAGCGCCAAGCGCCCGCCGCCUUCGAAGAGUUCCAAGGCGAAGGCAGCCCCGAAAGUGCCAGUUCCCAAGCCUGCUGAGGACACGCCCAGCAAGACACCAAAGAGAGCAUCAGCAGGUGGCAGCGUCUUUUGUGAGCCAGUCUUUCGUUAUCCAUCUUUGCCAGGUGAGGAAACUUCUCGACAAAAAAUGUUAGAAGUCUUGGCGGAUGAGAUUGGUGACGGUGUCUGGCGCUUGGCCCUGGUUGCCCCAGCUUGCCGAGUUGGAACUAUGGCCAGAGCAGCAGUGGCCGACGGUGCGCCCAACGUAGGCAGCCUGUAUGCAGCCACCAAAGUGCAUCCAAGUCAUGGAGAGCGAGAUGCUCAUCGACUUCUCAACAAGUACUGGCUAUCUUUAAGGGUACCCAUCAGUGAACUGACCAUACCAUUGGAUGAUGGCCAAACGGUGUCCAUCCCACACUACAAGGUUACUGACAUGGCUGGACAUCUGUUGACGAAGCAUCCAGAAAUUUUGUUGGGUGGGGAUACGCUUGAAUCUGGCGAAUCCCGGUGCAAGUCGUUUUGGGAGAAGUUCCGCGACCACCAACCAGACCACAAAGUGUUUCAACAGUUUGUUGACUUCCGUCGGGUGGUGCCAAUUUGCAUCCAUGGUGACAAAGGCCGUACUCUCAAAAAAUCCCCCAUAGCAUGCUACUCAUGGGAGUCUGUGUGGGGCCUACCUGCUGGGCUUAGGGACACGGCAACAGAACCUGUCAUCAACCGGCGAAACCAGCAGAAAUAUGACACAGGCCACUUGGGGGUCACGUGCUUAGAGCGGUCAACAUCGUCGAAUGGUGGAGGAACGUAUGACGAUGCUGACGAUGCCUGCACCAUCAAGCGGCGGCGCCUGGGCCAGUGCGGACACUCUUUCUUGAACCGGUACCUCUUCACCUGCGUUCCAUAUGCUGUCUACAGCUUGGACAGUUACACCGUACUUAGAACAGUCCUCAAGGAGUUGGGGUCGCAACUGAAGAGUUUGUUUUUGGACGGUGUGGAAGUGAAUUCUACCACGUACCACUUUGCCCUCAUAGGUGUGAAGGGGGAUGCAGAAUUCCAUGUGGAAGCUGGAGAAUUUUGCCGUUCAUACAUGACGGUUGGAACAGCCAACAAUUUACAAAUGUGCCAUGAAUGUGAAGCUGACGACAACUUUGGCGAUGUCUCUGACAACCCCAGCUGGUUGAACACAGUUGCUUAA